Platichthys flesus (European flounder) is the source of this 7857-nucleotide messenger RNA. RefSeq names its product patched 1 (gene ptch1). The transcript has 24 exons. Bases 403 to 5082 code for a protein of 1559 amino acids. Gene Ontology annotation, cellular component: plasma membrane. The record is from RefSeq and is a predicted model, not a curated record. Lineage: Eukaryota; Metazoa; Chordata; Actinopteri; Pleuronectiformes; Pleuronectidae. Gene Ontology annotation, molecular function: smoothened binding; hedgehog receptor activity; hedgehog family protein binding. Gene Ontology annotation, biological process: smoothened signaling pathway.
UCUCCUCUUCUAUUGAAUCUCAGAGUUGGCCGUGACGCGCGGCCCAGGGGAAGACCACAUCGAUCUCAGCAGAAUGCCACGACCGUCGAGUGCGCUCACCCUCCUUCCACUCGUGCACGGGGAUCACUUUACCCACGGCGCUUUCUGAGAGAAACUUCACAACUUUUUGGGUUUUUCCUCCAGAGGCUCGGCGAGUGCGGUGGAAGCGGCGGAGACCUCCGGAUCACGAAAUGUUGGGAUGGAAGGCGCAGACUUUGACUCGCCGUCUCCGACCGGAGUAUGAAGCCCUACUUCACGGGAUCUCCGAGAGUGAAACCCUGCCGCCGCCGCGGGAUAUCGCUGCACGCUUUCGGGGAGCUACUCUAACGUGGGAAUCGGUGACCACCGCGCAGUCCCCGCAACAUGGCCUCGGCUGCUAAUGCGCCCUCCGAGCAGGAAAACAGAGACCCCGACCUGCCGAGAGUAACGCGGAGGAGCAGGGGGGACUAUACCCGCGGCACACCGCUGGAUUUGGAGUAUUUGCAGCGGCCGAGCUACUGCGAUGCCGGCUUCGCUUUGCAGCAAAUAACAGAGGGGAAGGCGACCGGGAGGAAAGCCCCUCUAUGGCUGAGAGCGAAGUUCCAGAGACUCUUAUUUAGGCUGGGCUGCUACAUCCAAAAGAACUGCGGAAAGUUCUUGGUGGUGGGCCUCAUGAUUUUCGGAGCUUUCGCCGUGGGCUUGAGGGCCGCUAAUUUGGAGACGGACGUGGAGAAACUCUGGGUGGAAGUUGGCGGACGUGUGAACCAGGAACUGAGGUACACGCGGCAGAAGAUCGGCGAAGAGUCCAUGUUUAACCCUCAGUUGAUGAUCCAGACGCCGCGGGAGGAGGGAGCCAGCGUCCUAACGGUGGAGGCGCUCCUGCAGCACCUGGAGUCAGCCUUGCGAGCCAGCAGAGUUCAUGUUUACCUUUACAGCAGACAAUGGAAAUUAGAAAAUUUAUGCUACAAAUCAGGAGAUCUUGUCACGGAAAUUCCUUUUAUGGAUCUGUUCAUAGAAAAGCUACAUCCCUGCCUCAUCAUCACCCCUCUGGACUGUUUCUGGGAGGGAGCCAAGCUCCACUCUGGAAUGCUCUACCUCCAAGGUAAAGACCCUCUUCAGUGGACCAACUUGGACCCUAAAGACUUCCUUGAGGAACUGCGAGGGACCGAUAUCGCCGUGGAAGCCUUUGAGGACAUGUUGGAAAAGGCAGACGUUGGACACGGCUACAUGGAUAGACCCUGUCUGAACCCUGCUGACCCCGACUGCCCCCUCACCGCGCCCAACAAGAACUCAACUAAGCCGUUCGAUGUGGCGCGGGCCCUGAACGGCGGCUGCCAUGGUCUGUCCAGGAAGUACAUGCACUGGCAGGAGGAACUGAUCGUGGGAGGGACCACCAAGAACGGCAGUGGACCCCUGCUCAGUGCCCAGGCCUUGCAGACCAUGUUCCAGCUGAUGACUCCCAAGCAGAUGUUCGAGCACUUUCGCGGCUACGAUGAUGUUUCCCACAUCAACUGGAACGAGGAGAAGGCAGCAGCCAUAUUGGAAGCCUGGCAGCGAAGAUACUCUGAGGCGGUGCUGCAGAGUGUGGCAGCAAAUUCGUCUCAGAAGGUCUUGUCCUUCACCUCAACCACUCUGGAAGAUAUUCUCAAGUCCUUCUCUGACAUUAGUGUCAUCCGCGUGGCCAGUGGAUACCUGCUGAUGCUGGCCUAUGCGUGUCUGACCAUGCUGCGGUGGGACUGUGCCAAGUCUCAGGGCGCCGUGGGGCUGGCGGGCGUCCUGCUGGUGACACUGUCGGUGGCAGCGGGCCUGGGCCUCUGCUCUCUCCUCGGCAUCUCCUUCAAUGCUGCGACCACGCAGGUGCUGCCCUUCUUGGCUCUGGGAGUAGGAGUGGACGACGUCUUCCUCCUCGCUCACGCCUUCAGUGAGACCGGACAGAACAAGAGGAUCCCGUUCGAGGACCGUACGGGGGAGUGUCUGAAGAGGACCGGGGCCAGCGUGGCCCUCACCUCCAUCAGUAACGUCACAGCAUUCUUCAUGGCAGCCCUCAUCCCCAUCCCGGCGCUCCGAGCCUUUUCUCUGCAGGCUGCAGUGGUUGUGGUGUUUAACUUUGCCAUGGUGCUGCUCAUCUUUCCCGCCAUCCUCAGCAUGGACCUCUACCGUCGAGAGGAGCGACGUUUCGACAUCUUCUGCUGCUUCUACAGCCCAGGUGCCAAUCGUGUGAUCCAGAUCGAGCCUCAGGCCUACCUGGAUGGGGCGGACGGGAGUCGUUACAGCCCUCCCCCGUCCUAUCGCACCCCACCUCCCACAUAUCGCACUCCUCCCCCGAGCUACAGUAGCCCUCCUCCCUCCUACAGCAGCCAUGGCUUUGCCCAGCAGACUGAAAUCACCAUGCAGUCCACAGUGCAGCUCAGGACAGAGUAUGACCCCCGAACUCAGGUCUUCUACACCACAGCCGAGCCCACUUCCCAGAUCUCUGUUCAGCCCAUCAAUACGGCUCAGACCAGGAGCAACCCAAGUGACUAUUACUGCAGCAAUGCCAACGCCAACAGGAGCAGCAGCAGCAAUCUAAACAACAACAAUAGCGGGAGCCGGAGCAAUGGUGGGUCCAGAGGUCCCGCCACCUUUCCCCACCAUCACCCCGCACCUCCUCCUGCAGCCCCGCCGGCUAGCUCGCUUCCUCAGUUUGAUGCGGCCUCGUCGGCGGCUCAGAGCCCGGAGAACAACAGCUCCACACGGAACCUGUUGUCCCAGUUUGGAGAAGCCUCGCUGGGCCUGCGCUGCCUGGAGCCUCGCUGCUCCCGCUGGACCCUGGCUUCUUUUGCUGAGAAGCACUAUGCCCCGUUUCUCCUGCAGCCCACCACCAAGGUGGUGGUGAUCGUGCUCUUUCUCUGCCUGCUGGUCGUCAGUUUGUACGGGACCACCCAGGUGAAGGACGGCCUGGAGCUGACGGACAUCGUGCCCAGGGAGACCAGCGAGUACGACUUCAUCGGCGCCCAGUUCAAGUUCUUCUCCUUCUACAACAUGUACGUGGUGACGCAGCGGGCCGAAUACGCCAAGAUCCAGCCGCUGAUGCACCAGCUCCACCGGAGGUUCCUCACCGUCCGCUACGUGCUGAAGGAGGACGACGGGCAGCUGCCGCGCAUGUGGCUUCACUACUUCAGGGACUGGCUGCAAGGUCUUCAGCAGGCGUUUGACAAGGACUGGGAGGCCGGCCGCAUCACCCUCAACAGCUACAAGAACGCCUCUGACGAUGGCGUCCUGGCGUACAAGCUCUUGGUGCAGACGGGACGCAGAGAGAAGCCCAUCAACUUCAACCUGUUGACUCGUCAAAGGCUUGUGGACGCAGAUGGGAUCAUCAACCCCGGGGCUUUCUACAUCUAUCUGACCGCCUGGGUCAGCAACGACCCCGUGGCGUACGCCGCCUCGCAGGCCAACAUCCGCCCACACCCUCCAGAGUGGCCCCACGACCGCACCGACUCCAUGCCCGAGACACGCCUCAGCAUCCCGGCUGCCGAGCCCAUCGAAUACGCACAGUUUCCCUUCUACCUCAACGGGCUCCGCGAGACGCCGCAGUUUGUGGAGGCCAUCGAGAGCGUGCGAGCCAUUUGCAGCAACUACAGCCGACAGGGCCUGCCCUCCUACCCCAACGGCUACCCCUUCCUGUUCUGGGAACAGUACAUUAGUCUGCGCCACUGGCUCCUGCUGUCCAUCAGCGUCGUGCUUGCCUGCACCUUUCUGGUCUGCGCGCUCUUCCUGCUCAACCCGUGGACCGCCGGCAUCAUCGUGUUGGUGCUGUCCCUCAUGACUGUGGAGCUGUUUGGCUUCAUGGGGCUGAUGGGAAUCAAGCUGAGCGCCGUGCCGGUGGUGAUCCUCAUCGCCUCCGUGGGCAUCGGAGUGGAGUUCACCGUCCAUGUGGCCCUGGCAUUCCUGACCGCCAUAGGGGAUCGUCACAGGCGGGCCGUGCUGGCAUUGGAGCACAUGUUCGCUCCGGUGCUCGACGGAGCCUUCUCUACCUUAUUAGGGGUCCUGAUGCUCGCAGGCUCCGAGUUCGACUUUAUCGUCAGGUAUUUCUUUGCCGUGUUGGCCAUUCUCACAGUUCUGGGAGUCCUGAAUGGUCUCGUACUUCUCCCAGUGUUACUGUCAUACUUUGGCCCCUAUCCAGAGGUCACACCUGUGGAUGGUCGUAGCCGGUUACCGACCCCGUCCCCAGACGCCCAACCUCACGUGGUCCACUUCUCAGUCCGACCUCACCACACAACCACGGCCACCAUCUCCGGUGCAGCCUCAGACUCUUCUGACUCAGAGUACAGCUCCAACACGACGGUGUCCGGCAUCAGCCAGGAGGUGCAGAACUACAACCUGCCCUCGCGCAGAGGGGCAACCCGAGCAGAGGAGCAGCAGUACCACCUCCAGACCAGCAGAGGCAGAGCUGUCAGGCCAGAGGAGGACAGGAGAGCAGGAUCAGGGCACAGGCGCUCAGCCAGACAGCCCGACCCUCCGGCCAAUGUGACUUCGUCUGUCUCCUCUCAGGGUUGUGAUUCUGGGCCCCGACCAGGAGCCACUCGGCGCAACAGCGGCAGGAACCCCAAGAGCCAGCUGCACUGGCAGGUCCCGCCCCCAGCCCGCCCGCGCAUGGACGCUUUUGAAACUCCUACUGAGGCUGGGGGCCAUUAUGGCUCAAACAGCCAUAGAGAACACUCAGCAGGCAACAGAGCCCGCUCUUCCCACAACCCACAACCUAACCACCACCUCCCACACCAUCACCCCAACUCUACCCAAUAUUGCCAACCCAUCACUACGGUAACAGCGUCGGCCUCCGUCACCGUUGCCGUUCACCCGGCCCCCUUGUCCAAUCAGGGCCCCUCCACUUCCUCUUACCCAGGGUACACUGCAACAGACAGUUACUGCCCCUCAGGGCCAGAGGCGCCCGAGGCUGCUUUCCAGGACCCACACGUGCCGCUGGACACCCAGACAGGGUCCAGGGGAGACACGGUGGAGGCCAUGGAGCUCCAAGAUUUGGAGUUUGAGGCAGCUGAGAGCAACCACGGCAGACGGGCGAGCUGAGUUGUGGGGAACGGAAGUACAACGGCCAAAGAUGGACUCCUCUCUAUUACUAAGCAGCUGACCUGGCCUGGCAAAGCCCGGCUCACCACCCCCCCCCCCCCCCCCCCGACCUUAAAAAGCGAAAAGACUUGCCAGUGUUGCCGUCAUGGUCAUGGUGCUCAUUCUUACUGUAACCCAGUGGACUUCUGUCUUAGAUAUUAGAUUCUAUCAAUAUUUAAAAGAUGUAUACAUAUGUAAAUAUGAACAAAAAGUAGCUAUAAUUUUAGGAGCCGUACAACUCCUCAUGGUAACAGACUGGGGCUGCCAUUUUUUAUGGUGUGUGUAAGGGUGUCUGCGUGUGUGUGUGUGUGAGUGUUAAUGUGUGUGACUGAGUGAGUGAGUGAGAGAAAGAAAGAGAGAGAGAGAGAGAGAUAGAUUUCUGAUUACUGUUCACUCAUCUGUGGAUCUGUGCCAUUAGGAAGCUUCAUCCAGACAAAUGUACCUGUCAGCACGCAACGCUGAUGCUCAAAAUAUUUUUUUAAAUGAUAUACAUUUAUAACUCUAUGCAAAUGUCUUUUUAAACAAAACAAGUGAUCUGUCUACUUAUGUGUGUGUGUGUGUGUCUGUGCGUAUACAUGUGUUUUUGUAUUUGUGUGAAUGUGUGUGUUUGUAUACAUGUUUGUGUGUGUGUGUGUGUGUGUGUGCAGGGUUCUAUGAUGUGAAACAGCCCCAUUAUUUUCUGCCUUCUACAUCAGAUUCAUCCUCAGAACAGACUAACAGUUACACUCAUUUAAAACAUGAGGGAAAUUGUUAUAGUCAUCAAACAGGGCCAUGGUAUAUAUAUAUAUUUGUGUGUGUGUUUGUGUGUCUUUUGUGUGUUCAUUAUUGUAUAAAGGUACGCAUCUUAAACUAUUAAUUUUUUUUAUCACAAACCUGUGGUAGUUAUGAAACAAUUACUGUUUAACUUGACACGCUAUGCGUGCUAUUUAAGAUGAGCAGAUAUGAAGAAUUUUGUUUUGUUUUGUUUUUUGGUUAUGGCCUCUGCAUUGGAACCUGUUUCUGCUCUCAGCUUUGUAUCAGUGUUCGGCUGCUCUCUGGUUUUAUUUUUUACUGUAAAGGUUGUUUUGUUUAACCCUAGCAGGCUCAAUACAGGUUCUGUCAUUUAAACUGACACACAAAUAUCAAACCCACCUCAGAAACUCGCGGUGCCAUUACAGGGACAUUCACGUUACUGAUUUUCUUCUGGAACAGGGUCAACAACAGGGGGCUCUAACUCUGCUCCCUUAGUGACUGUGUCUAACGGAUAAGCUAAAGUUCAAACUGUAUACUGUACGACCACGUACAACUUCGCACUCGAUUACGUUCAAACGUCAUUCUCACCAAUAUCUCACCUCAAGUUACUUUUUGUGUCUGUUCAACCAAUAAGCUAGCCCCUGCAGCCUGCUCAGGGCUAAGCCCUAUAUGGCCUGACAGUGUGUCUAAUGUGUGUCUUAGUUUAUAAGUGUGUAAACAUUCAUGUUUGUGUGUACUAGUUUAUCCUCUUAAUCUCUCCCAGUUCUCCUUUAGUGACAGUAAAGAUAACUGGCCCCAAUUUGGCCUCAGCGUCCUCUCUGACCUCAGCUCAUAAAAAUCCACAACAUAACGCCAUGACACUAAUUGGGACCCCUCACCCCUUCCUCCAAAUGCCAAAUGGCACAGCCCAUAGCCUCAGGGGGGUGAGUUUACACCGCCAGCACCUCGCUUCACUUGCAAUGGCCAGUUUCUAUCUGUAUGUGCGUCUAUGUCAGCAUGCAAAUGUGUGACCCCCCCACCCCACCCUCCCCGACCCCCUGGUUCCAGACUUUUAGGUCCCUCAAUCACUGCCUCCACACCUCAGUUUGCCUCUCACUUCCUGUUGAACACAUGUAGCUCCUCCCUGAAGUCUUAGCAGUUCUACACUCUCUGUCCACCGUGUUACGUCAGCUGCUUGCAUGAAAGAGGUUGUUCUGUAUUUUGUUUUAUGUUUUUUGUUUUCUCCCGAUGUCACAUUGGCAGUAGCGGAGAGAAUCAUCGCUGGCAACUAUUUUAUUCAUUUUUAAAUGUUCUUGUUUUCAACGUUGAAUUGCGAUAUUUAUAUUUUUGUAAUAUAAAACAUGUUUUUGUUCUUUUCUUUCAUCAAUGUUGUGAUGCCAGUGGAUAAAAAAUGCAGGGAUUUUUAUGUCUAUUGAAAAAAAAACACUAUUACAGUUUAUUCUGUAUAAAGUGAUCUGUAUAAAGUGCUUACUAAUGUUAAAUAGGAAAAAAAGAGUAUAUAACAUUUUACACUACAGGUCUCAUCAUAGCUCUUAGAGGAUUUUAAAAGGAAAAAAAAAUCAGUGGUUCUUCCAGACUACCAUUUUGGUCUUGGUUGGCGUGGAUGUAUGCUGUUUUCAGUUACAAAGAUAAAUGUAUGCCAUAUAAUUUAUUUAUAUGAAAAUUUAUUUUUGUAGUGUACAUAGUAGUUGUCAAGGUAUUUGACAGAAGUAUAUUUUUAAAGAGUUUAUAUGUAAUGAUAUACCAUAACAGAAAAGGUGCACACUUUCAUUGCUAACUGUCUUUUGAGACAACAUCAACACCUCCCCCUUCAGUAUUAUGUUCCAAUCCUUGGAGAGAGACAGCUGUUUCUAUGGGUUCGUCAAAGGCUAGCCAUGAAAGUAGAAAAUUGUACUAGCUCUCUAAAUAUUAAUGUUCAAACACUGAUAGAAUUCUAACAAAUAAAAAUAUUAUAACUUAUUUGUCUCUUUGUUCAUAACUUUAAUAAAUGGAAACUUAAAAAGA